AUGGGCUCCUGUACCUCGUUGCGCUCCUUCGCGCGGCCGGGCCUGGUGGUGCCGGUCGUGGAUUUUGCACACUUUGGCUCAUUGAUGCUGGCUCGAGGCCCUACGCGCUUGGGCUUGUGCUUGUCCGCCAGCGGCUUCUUCAUGGUGGGAAGUUGCAUGUCGGUGAUCAUGCACGCGAACGUUGGGCCGUCCUUGUCCUUGAGGAGCUUUGCAUACGCAGAGCCGGUGAUGUUCGUGGCGGCCUUUGGACAUAUUGGCUUCUCUCUUUUGCCUCACAGCUACUCCCGCCUUGGAUUCUCCUCCUUGGCGUUUGGUGCGGCCGUCUUUGGGUCGAUCUUGUCUGUGGUGAACACGGGCGUCUUUGACAAGCUUUCAGUCAUUGGCGCGACUCGCAUGGCAUCCUUCACUUCUGCCCGGAACCUCGUACGACCUGAGCCCGUGCCGCCGGCCUCAGGCCCGGCAUAG
Messenger RNA from Durusdinium trenchii, 465 nucleotides. NCBI's taxonomy places the organism in Eukaryota, Dinophyceae, Suessiales, Symbiodiniaceae. The record is from the annotation of a GenBank genome assembly.